Messenger RNA from Belonocnema kinseyi, 810 nucleotides. It is a transcript of the gene RpL10Ab, whose product is annotated as 60S ribosomal protein L10a. Bases 83 to 736 code for a protein of 217 amino acids. Gene Ontology annotation, molecular function: RNA binding; structural constituent of ribosome. Gene Ontology annotation, biological process: translation. The transcript has 5 exons. Lineage: Eukaryota; Metazoa; Arthropoda; Insecta; Hymenoptera; Cynipidae. The record is from RefSeq and is a predicted model, not a curated record. Gene Ontology annotation, cellular component: large ribosomal subunit.
UUUCCGAAUCGAGCUCUUUCCGGUUUAAGUUGUCGUUCGUGGUGAUCGGUUUUUUCUCCGUAACUUCGUUUUCUUGUCAACGAUGACGUCCAAGGUAUCGCGUGAUACUCUUUACGAGUGUGUGAAUGGAGUAAUUCAGAACUCGCAGGACAAGAAGAGGAAGUUUGUCGAGACGGUGGAACUCCAAAUUGGAUUGAAGAACUACGAUCCACAAAAGGACAAGCGUUUCUCAGGCACCGUCAAGCUAAAGAACAUUCCUCGGCCAAAAAUGCAGGUUUGCAUUUUGGGAGAUCAGCAGCAUUGUGACGAAGCCAAGGCCAACAAUGUUCCAUUCAUGGACGCUGAGGCUUUGAAAAAACUGAACAAGAACAAGAAGCUGGUCAAGAAGCUUGCAAAGAAAUACGAUGCCUUUCUUGCCAGCGAAUCUCUGAUUAAGCAGAUUCCUCGUCUCUUGGGUCCAGGUUUGAACAAGGCCGGUAAAUUCCCUGGUCUUCUCUCCCACCAGGAGUCCAUGAUUGCCAAGAUUGACGAAGUUAAAGCGACGAUCAAGUUCCAAAUGAAAAAGGUAUUGUGUUUGUCGGUGGCUGUUGGACAUGUUACCAUGUCCCCAGAUGAAUUGGUACAGAACGUGCAUCUUUCGAUCAAUUUUCUGGUCUCACUUUUGAAAAAACACUGGCAAAAUGUGCGAUCUCUCCACAUCAAGUCUUCUAUGGGUCCACCACAAAGACUUUACUAAUCUUGUUAUUUAACACAAAGAUCAGACAAUGUUUUGUUUUUUUAAUAAUAAAAAGAAACACUGUCGCCAAAUAA